UACGACAGCCGUAUUUUGUCACUACCUAAACAAGAUGGCGUCUGGCAGUGGGUCCAGCAAGAACGACUUCCGUCGGAAGUGGGACAAAGACGAGUAUGAAAACCUCGCUCAGAAACGAUUGGCUGAGGAGAGAGACAGAGAGCGGCGAGAUGGGAAAACGGCUCCUCCGGUCAAGCGGGACCUCCUGCGUCACAGAGACUAUAAGGUGGAUCUGGAGUCCAAACUGGGGAAGACCAUCGUCAUCACAAAGACCACCCCCCAGGCUGAGAUGGGCGGUUAUUAUUGUAAUGUCUGUGACUGCGUCGUGAAAGACUCCAUCAACUUCCUGGAUCACAUCAACGGAAAGAAACACCAGAGGAACCUGGGCAUGUCGAUGCGAGUCGAGCGCUCGUCUCUGGAUCAGGUGAAGAAACGUUUUGAGGUGAACAAGAAGAAGAUGGAGGAGAAGCAGAAGGAGUACGACUUUGAGGAGCGCAUGAAGGAGCUGCGAGAGGAGGAGGAGAAGGCGAAGGCCUACAAGAAGGAGAAGCAGAAGGAGAGGAAGCGUCGGGCGGAGGACGACGUGGACUUCGAGGAGGACGACGAGAUGGCGGCCGUGAUGGGUUUCUCGGGCUUCGGCUCGUCCAAGAAGAGUCACUGACGCUCCGCGGCUCGACUCCACCGCGAGGACCACCGUGAACCGGGACAGGAAGCUGGUUUUAGCCGCACCCCCUCAGUCAGUUGGAGUUUGAGACCAGAACGAGACUCUUAAGACGGGCAGGAGGAGUCCUGCUGCGGCCUGCGCUCACGACUCCACAGACCUGGUUCAGACUUUGAGACCUGAAAUAUUCCUUCUUUUCCUCUGCAGCCAGGCUCUUAUUUUGGUAGUUUCACCCCUCAGUCUGUCACUUCUGAUAAGAAUAAUAAUUCAGCAGCUUCCUGCCGUGAAACUGAAGCUGAACGUCCUGCGAGUGUGUGUUGGCAGCAGGUCACAGGUGAGACGGGAAGUCUGUGUUUUCUGUCUGCAGUGAAGCUUCUGAGUGAAACGUUGUCAGAAAUGACGGACAGACGGACAAACGUGAGACCAAAGACAGUUUCCUUUCAGUUGGUGAGAAGUUUCAGGUCCUCCACGAGAAGAAGCUGUUUGACUUUUCAUCAUUUCUCCUAAAUACAAGAAUAAGUUUGAAAGAGUCAAAAGUUUCCAGACAGUGAUUCUCAGUUUUAGCUUUUAGUUAUUUAAAGCUGCAUUUUGAACUGGAUGAUUUCUGAUGUGAAGAACUGGAUGAUGAAUAUCAAGAAACUGAAUUUGAACUUGUUAAAUGUUGGUUUUUGUGCUCAGGAGGAAAGAAAAGCUCAAACAGCUUCAGUAGUUUUAAUGUUGUCAGAACUUGUUCGUUGUAUCAGGAUAAAUUCAGAUUUUAAUAAACACUUUUUCUUUCUAA
Molecule: messenger RNA, 1421 nt
Organism: Chelmon rostratus (copperband butterflyfish)
Lineage: Eukaryota; Metazoa; Chordata; Actinopteri; Chaetodontiformes; Chaetodontidae
Gene: zmat2
Product: zinc finger, matrin-type 2
Exons: 6
Coding region: 35-640 (201 amino acids)
Biological process (GO): mRNA splicing, via spliceosome
Cellular component (GO): spliceosomal complex; U4/U6 x U5 tri-snRNP complex
Molecular function (GO): zinc ion binding; nucleic acid binding
Source: RefSeq, a predicted model, not a curated record